UUUUCUCAGUUUUGUUGAUUGAAUUAAUGUGAUAUCUUUUCUUCUUCUCGUUAUGCUACGAUUAGGGAGUAGUCACGACGAAAAUGAAGAGAAGAUAUCUAUAAUAACUAUAUAGUCUAUUUAUACAAGGAUUAUAAAGAUAAGCAUGGAUGCAAGUCAUGAUCAAAAUCUUUUGUGUAAGAUUGUGAAAAUUUGGUUCAAGACUUGUGUAAUUUGUUGUAUAAAAUACCCAAUUCCAAUAAGCACAUUUUUCUUUUUCUUGGUUUCAUAUCUGUUCUUUCCUAGAGUUUUAACAAUUUUAAUCUAUGGUUUCCUUCUAGCUGGAUUUUCAUUUCUUGUUCAUAAAGUUUUAUUGGAUAUUGAUCGACAAAAGAUUAAACGGGUAGAAGAAGAUGAUAGGAGAAGAAAGUUUGCCAAGUCUCGUAGGAGUUUCAAAUCUGCUUAUGGUGAUCGUAGUCAGCUUAUUCGAAGAAACACAAUAAAGAGAAGUGAUAAUGAUACCACAACGAAUGUUGAGGAAAAGGAUGAUUUUUUCUCAAAGACUUUAAAUGAUCUUUUGUUUGAGGGAAAGCCAAAAGAGAUAGCAGAGGUGGAUGUUAACUCUUUUUUUGGCAGAGGCGAUUUUUCUUCUUCAAAUGAUCAUUCCCAUUAUUUGAGACCUAACGUUUAUGUUAAUACUGAUGGAAAUCGUAAGGAUGUAUUGAAAAGAGAAGGUUUGGAUAAAUCUGAUGAAGAUAACGAGCGGCACGAUAAGGCUGUAAGAUGGACAGAAAAUGAUCAAAAGAAUGUGAUGGAUCUUGGGGUUUCCGAAUCUGAAACAAACAAGAGGCUAGAGAGUCUAAUGGAGAGAAGAAAAUCGAGAAAAGAUUUAGGAUUUCAGGAAGCAGGGGAAAUGGGCAAUAAUAAUGUUCAAGUUUCUGCCAUAAAAACCACCAGAGUAAACCCGUUUCUUGAAGAUAAUUCGUGUAGUAAGAAAUCUCCCGGUUCAGCUCCAUCUUCUUUCCUAGUGAUUCAGAAUCCAUUUGACAUUCCGUAUGAUCCUCAUGAAGAAAAGCCGGAUCUUAGUGGAGAUAAUUUUCAUGAAGAGUUCACGGUUGGUCACCAGAAAGAACAGAUAUAUUGUAGGCACCAAAGCUUCAGUUUAGGUGAAUACAAGCAUACUAAUCAAGAUAGUCCGAUUUCAGAUGAUAAAAGUCGCAGUAAUCAUCCAAAAGAACAUGAUGAAACCGAAAAAAGAACAGAUGAAUAUGAUGUGCCUCUACAUGCUUCUAACGCUAUAGAAAGUGAUUUACAAAGAAAUUCUGAUUCAACAAUGUCAGAAGAGCGCAAAGCUGAUAUUGUUUUCUUCUAUGGGACAAAUAAGCGAUUAGGCCAUGUUCCAAGUAGUUCUGGUAUUUCUGAUUUGCAGGUUGAGCUUUCAGACGAAGGAUCCGCGCCUACGUUAGAUGAGCUGGACAUAGAAAAAGCUAAAGAAAGUGGGCUAAACUCAUCAAACCAAUCUGAAGCAGAUGUAGAAAUUGUUAGAGAAGGUGGAGAAAUUAGCUCAACUAAUCAAUCUAACAUAGAUCAAGGUAUGACAGACGAACAACGUGUUUCUGAUAUGGAAAAUAACCCAUCUCCAAUACAUUCAGACAUGCUACAAAGCAACAACCACGUAAACGAAUCAUUUGGGCCUGGUCAGAGCUCUGUAGUUCAGGCUGCAGUACCAAAUGGGCUGGAGAAUUAGCCAUAGGACCAGCUAGCUUGCUCCUGUUACCUCAAGCGCUCCCAACUGAGGAUCUGAACUAUCGUCAAUCAUAGAAUACAAAUGAAGAGUGGAGAAAAAUUUUCUAUGCUCACUGAUUCAAGCAGAUAGAGUUAUAGAUAACUACUCUUCAAGAGUUAUGGUCAAAGCGAGUACUGGAUAUACUUCAAAUGAUCAAAUCUAUGUACAGAUGCCAUCCUAUUUCAACAUGAAGACGCGAUUGCAUGUAGCGACACAAUAGGCCUGGAGCUCAUCAUAACAAAGUGAUGUUAGAGUCUAGUUUAGCAUAUCUUAAUCCAGGGUUCAGCCCUUUUCAUUAUUUGUUCAGAUAGAAUAAUUCGUUUGA
Erigeron canadensis is the source of this 2090-nucleotide messenger RNA. RefSeq lists its product as uncharacterized. Lineage: Eukaryota; Viridiplantae; Streptophyta; Magnoliopsida; Asterales; Asteraceae. The coding region runs from base 146 to 1726 and encodes 526 amino acids. The transcript is spliced from 2 exons. The record is from RefSeq and is a predicted model, not a curated record.